UUUUCUGUUUCUUUUUUACUUUUUCUUUUCUGUCCUGCAUCUGCAAUCUGCAUCUCUCCAUUCUACUUCUCUCUCACUCUCACUCUCACUCACACUCACCGGUUCUCUCCCUUCCUAAGAUUCGGCGUCUCUUCGCCGUCGACCACCACCACGACCACCCUCAUCUGUCUAUCCAAUUUCUCUCUCUUACAACCCCCCACCCCUUUCUCUAUCUCACAACCCCCGCUUCGUCCCAGCUCUGCAAGCAGCAGUGCGGGACCGCGUCGCCGCCCUCACCUAGCAUUCCCUGUCGCCCCGCCUCCUUCGGCCUCGGUGUCUCCGUCCUCUGACUCCGCAGUAGCAGCAGAUUCCAAAGCCCAAUUUCCGGUAUUGCAGAUUAACUGACAAUGGAUCUAUUAAUGCUGACAUUAUUUCUUGGAUUUGUAUCGGGCAUGCUCAUUCUAAUCCCUCGACUUCGUAAAUCUGAUAGUGGAAAAAGGGCAGAGAAAAAGUUUACUUCUCAGGCAUCCAAAGCAUACACCAAAGCUGAUGUUUCAUCUCACAAUAAGAGGACCGACUGUUGGAUCAUCAUAAAAGAUAAGGUGUAUGAUGUUACCUCCUAUGUAGAGGAGCACCCUGGUGGUGAUGCUAUCCUUGCACAUGCUGGUGAUGAUUCGACUGAAGGCUUCUUCGGGCCACAACAUGCUACGCGUGUCUUUGAUAUGAUUGAGGACUUCUACGUUGGAGAUUUAGUGAAGUAAUUAUUUGGACAUCAACUCAAUCGCUCAGUUUACAAUCAUGUAUUUUGGAGCUCGAUCGUAAUAGUUUUGAAACGUUGCAGUGGCAUUGAACUUUGCAUUAUUACAUACUAGUAUUAUUUUUUGCUGUUAAUCAAACUUGUGAUCCGUUUUUGUUCUUCAUCA
Molecule: messenger RNA, 902 nt
Organism: Salvia miltiorrhiza (redroot sage)
Lineage: Eukaryota; Viridiplantae; Streptophyta; Magnoliopsida; Lamiales; Lamiaceae
Product: cytochrome B5-like protein
Exons: 6
Coding region: 387-740 (117 amino acids)
Cellular component (GO): intracellular membrane-bounded organelle; membrane
Molecular function (GO): heme binding
Source: RefSeq, a predicted model, not a curated record